GUGACCGGAAAAAUAUUGCUCAUUGGACCCACUCACAUUGAGCUGAAGUAGUGAACUGUUUACCGCAGUUACUUCAGUACAGAAUGUCUUUUUGUUCGUUUUUCGGGAAGGAGGUGUAUAAAGAACACUUUAAACCGGGAAUAUAUGCUUGCUCUCAGUGUGGACAUCCACUGUUUUCAAGCAGGUCCAAAUAUGCCCAUUCCUCUCCCUGGCCUGCCUUCACUGAGACCAUCCGUGAAGACAGUGUAACCAAAAUGAUGGAAACUCUUACAGCCUAUAAGGUUCUUUGUGGCAAGUGUGGCAAUGGACUGGGUCAUGAGUUUCUGAAUGAUGGUCCAGAGGAAGGGCAAUCACGCUUCUGAAUUUUCAGCCACUCACUGAAGUUUGUCCCUAAAGAUAAGGUCGACAAACACUAAAGUGAGGUGAAGCUCUUUGCUCUGGCGUAGCUGCUGUUGACCGCACACAAAGGGAUGCUCAGCCUAUGAAGCGUACAGGAAAAAAGCCUGAUGGGAGGUCCUGUGCACAGAUGUUUGUGAUCAUCCUGUUUAAUAACCACUGUAAAAGAAAUAAUGAGAAUAUUUAGGUAGUAAUAACAUGUAAACUCUUUGACGCACAUGUUUAUGUUUUUUUUAUUUUCAUUACAGGUUUGUUUUCUAGCCAAGGAAUAAGCUUAGUCAAUGCAUUGAACCCCUUUAGAAGGAAAAUAUAGUUCCUGGCUGCAAGUCUCUUGAAAGGUUCUUUAGUAAAUGCUGAGGUUCUGUAUUGAACAUCAUAAAGAACCAUUUGAACGUUAAUAAUAAAUGUUCUUUGCUUGGGUAAAUGCUUUUUUAAGUAAAAGGUCUUUAUAGAAUCUUAAAAAGAUGUCAAACUAUUUUUCAGAAGUAUAUAAAACCCAUUGUUUUCUUACAGUGCUGGCCCUGUCUGGUUCAUCUCUGUGCAUGUUUUCUCAUGUUUAAUUCACUGGAUUGUGAUGUUAUUUCCAUCUUUGCUAAAACCAAACAUUUGCUCAGGCUAUGCAGUAAAAUAACUCUGGUAAUUGCACUAAGACAGUUGCUUUAUGCUCCUGUUAUGCCAAUUCAUAUGGCUGUAAGAAAUAUUAAGUUUUGUGGGGUUUUUUUUUUUUUGGAUGAUGAUAGCAUUGUAAGUAAUUUUAAUAUUUCUAUCAUGCUACAAUGUAUACUCUGUAAGUCUGGUACCUCAGGCUCAUUUAAUGAUGUAAUUUUAGGCUCCACUGAGGUACAUAAACAGGUUGAAAAUUUUUGCUUUUCUUAAGACAAUAAAAAGUAUGAAAAUAA
Messenger RNA from Astyanax mexicanus (Mexican tetra), 1295 nucleotides. It is a transcript of the gene msrb1b, whose product is annotated as methionine sulfoxide reductase B1b. Gene Ontology annotation, molecular function: peptide-methionine (R)-S-oxide reductase activity. The transcript is spliced from 4 exons. The record is from RefSeq and is a predicted model, not a curated record. Lineage: Eukaryota; Metazoa; Chordata; Actinopteri; Characiformes; Acestrorhamphidae.